AUGCGUGCCAUACUCCCAACCCUGGCUGCUCUCUUCAUCCAACAAACAGUAGCUUCACCACACCAGCUAACAGCACCCCACAAAGCCAACACCAAUACCAACAAAUAUGUAAACUGGCGCACCUUCACCGGCCACGGGGUCAACCUAGGAGGCUGGCUCGAACAAGAAUCAACAAUCGACACGACCUGGUGGGCCACCAACUCCCACGGCGCGAGUGACGAAUGGACAAUGUGCGUCAACCUCGGCAGCGCCUGCUCCUCUGUCUUCGAAGACCGCUACAAAACCUACAUCACCACCGCCGACAUCGACACCCUUGCCCAAGCCGGCGUGACAAUCCUGCGCAUCCCAACAACCUACGCCGCAUGGAUCAAGCUCCCCGGCUCCCAGCUCUAUCACGGCAACCAGCAGAAGUAUCUGCGCAAGAUCGCCCAGCAUGCAAUCACAAAAUACAACAUGCACGUUGUCAUCGACAUCCACAGUCUGCCCGGCGGCACAAACGGCCUAGACAUCGGCGAGGCUGUCGGGCACUGGGGAUGGUACGACAAUAGCACAGCCCUGGAAUGGAGUCUCAAGGCCGUCGAUGCGCUCGUGGAGUUUGUUGCCUCGUCGCCCAAUCCAUGGAGCUACACGAUCGAGCCGAUCAACGAGCCGGUUGAUAAUCGGGAUUUCUCGACAUUCGGCACCCCGGCCGCGCUCUCCGAUAAGGGCGCGAAGUGGCUCGUGAAGUACAUUCGGGCUGUGCUUGAGCGCGUUGAAAAGGUCGAUGCUCGCAUUCCUGUUAUGUUCCAGGGCAGUUUCAAGCCUGAGACAUAUUGGAGUGGGUUCUUUGAGAAGGACCGGAAUUUGGUUUUCGAUGCCCAUCAUUAUUACUUCCAGUAUACGAAUGCGACGUCGGUGAAUCUGCCGACGUUUAUUUGUAAGGAUGCGGCCGAUACCAAGGGGGAUGGGAAGUUCCCAGUCUUUGUUGGUGAGUGGGCUAUUGAGGCGGGUGGGAAUAACACUCUUGCGUUGAGGGGGGAGAAUCUCAAGGCCGGUCUCUCGGCCUGGGCUCAGUACACGCAAGGUAGUACAUAUUGGACGGCCAAGUUCUCCAGCAACGCGACUGUUGCGGGACAGGGAAUCAAGCAGAAUUAUUGGAAUUUUGCCGAAUUCAUUAAGGCUGGGUAUCUAGAUGGAGAUGUCGUGGUCAAGAAUUAUUGCUGA
Molecule: messenger RNA, 1203 nt
Organism: Penicillium soppii
Lineage: Eukaryota; Fungi; Ascomycota; Eurotiomycetes; Eurotiales; Aspergillaceae
Exons: 1
Coding region: 1-1203 (400 amino acids)
Biological process (GO): glucan catabolic process
Cellular component (GO): cell surface; extracellular region
Molecular function (GO): glucan exo-1,3-beta-glucosidase activity
Source: RefSeq, a predicted model, not a curated record